Molecule: messenger RNA, 1042 nt
Organism: Hordeum vulgare subsp. vulgare (domesticated barley)
Lineage: Eukaryota; Viridiplantae; Streptophyta; Magnoliopsida; Poales; Poaceae
Product: reticulon-like protein B16
Exons: 5
Coding region: 101-784 (227 amino acids)
Source: RefSeq, a predicted model, not a curated record
UACCUGCCCCAUUUCCUUCUCCCCCGUGUCCGGCCUAUUUUCUUUCCCCAAAGCGCCUCCUUCCCUCCUCUCCGAUCCCGCCACGAAGCAAGGGCUCGCCAUGGAGGCCAGCGCCAGCGGGGCGGAGUCUGCGAACGCCGGGAUCGAGGGGUCCGCCGAUCCCUGCAGCUCCGCGGGCGGCGGCUACCGACUCUCUGUGCACCAGAUCGUUGGCGGCGGCAAAGCUGCCGAUAUCAUCUUAUGGAAGUGUAGACGUGCUACUGUUGGUGUUAUAUUCGGUGCUACUAUUGCAUGGUGGUUGUUCGAGAAGUCUGAACUAUCGUUCUUGACUAUCUGCUGUGAUGUACUGCUCAUUUUGAUAAUUGUACAGCUCAUAUGGGUUAAAAUAUCUGGGUUGCUAAAUAAGCAACCUAGGCAACUGCCUGAGUUAGUUCUGUCAGAGGAGAUGGUUAAUAAUGCCGCGGCUUCAUUCCGUGUUAAAGUGAACAACAUGCUGAUGAUUGCACAUGACAUUACUCUUGGCAAAGACUUCCGGCUCUUUUUCCAGGUUGUGUCGGUCCUUUGGUUACUAUCUGUUAUCGGCAAUUUCUUCUCUUCUGUAACUCUUGCUUAUAUAGGAGCCAUUGCUUUGGUCACAGUACCUGUACUUUACCAUAGACACCAGGAGCACGUGGACAGGUAUGCUGGGAUGGUCCACCGGAAUAUCUCAAGGCAUUACAAGAUUGUUGACGAAAAUGUGAUAAGCAGACUACCUAGAAGCUUCAUCAGAGAUAAAGAUGAUUGAUCUGCCUCGAAAUUUGAUGCUUGUCAUGUUUUCCCUCAUUACAUAGUUUGGGUUUGUUCAUUGUUGUAUUUCUGCAUCAUUUUGAAACGGAAUAUUUCUGCGUCACAGGUUGCAUGAAGUAGGAAUCUGCGUAGAUCAGUGGAAACCGAAGCUUGAUUUAGGUACCAUAUCAGUGUACUGUUGAUCGAUCUAGUAUACUGUUGAUCAAUAAGAUCGAUACCAAAAAGGUCAUGCAGAAGAUUGCGGCACCUAAACCAA